AUGGAGAGAUGACUGAAAACACUUUGUGAACAAUGGGUUUCCACACACUGCAAAUACAUCUGUGUGCUUGGUCUCAGUAUGCAGAUUGUGUGUGCUUUAGACCAGGUGACACUCCUGAAUCCUCCUGAGGAGCCUCUUCCGGAUCACCUUUUGGAAAUACUUUACUCUUGUGAUGAACCUGCCACUGUAGAGCUUGACUGUGUCGUGUCUUUUGAAACUGGCAUCACCUCCACACUCCAACUGAGACAGUGGAGCUGCGUCCCCGGUCACCCUAAAGUAAAGACUCUGGAGCUGAACUUUCCAGAUUGGUUGGUGUAUCAAGCUGAUGGGAUUAUUCCAGACACCCAGUGGGUGCUGAGUUGCAUCCUUCUAGCGUCAGUCAGUUACAGUGGAUUCGAUGACACUGAGAGGUCCGUGGCAGCUCAGGAUGUGGCAACUUUGCAGCCUAAACCUUUUUUUAGUCGGCCUGUGAAACGGCAUCAACUGUGCAUUUCCUGGAGAACAAAAAUGCUGCAACUAACUCGCCAGUUUUCAAAGAAGCAAUGUCCUUCGGAGCAAGAAACUGUGCAUCUCCUCUCUUCACUGUAUGCCUCCACUGGAGAAAGCUUUGGCAUCACGAAGACACUGGACCCUUAUAGCGAUGAGAUUCUGGAGUAUAUGCGCGUUAAAGUAAUAUCUUCUCCAUGGUGUAUGUUCUCCAUGUGGAUAUUUGUCACCAGACACUGCCAGGAAAACAUGUGUGGUUUGCUCUACCACAUAGACUCCAAUGAUAACUAUGUCACACCAACACUGUUCCUCAAAAAAUCAGGCCAUCUACACAUCCAGAUGGAUGGAGAGUCUGGGAGAUCCUCUGCAUUUUCUCCUACUUUCAAGGUGCCUUUAAGGGAGUGGUGCCAAAUCAGUGUGAUGUUGCGCGAUGGAAUGGUGACUGUCACCAUGGUGUGUGUGAAUAAGGAGCAGAGAACAGUUCAAUCCAUAGUACAUAUGUUGGAGCAUAUUGUCUUGCUGGAUGACACAGAGGGAUAUUUUGUGAUUGGUGGAGGGAAAUACAUAAGAGGUGUUGAAGGUUAUUUUGGGCCACUGGUUUACUACCGCAACCGAAUACUACCUCACAGCAUGGCUGAAGUUGAAAUUCCAGAUGUUAUCAGGACUGUGAACCUGACAGGCUGGCUGCAUACCUGUCAAGAAUUUCAUCUGGAAAUGAAUGUUAAAAUAAGUGGAUAUUCUCUCCGGGCCCAACAGGAGACAGAGUCUGAUAAGAUAUGUUUUGAUGCUUUCCAUGAGUGGAUGGUAAAGGACAGACGGCCAUCAACGUCACAGUGUGAGCUAUGGGAGAAAACUCUCCCUCAUAGGAGACAAGCUGCAGAGCUGGCAAAGUUUUGUGUUUUCAAACAUGGAGAAAGACGAGCUAGCCUGCCAGCUGUAGGCAGAGCCCUGUACUCCUUAUCUCUUCAUAAGCUGAGCAGAGCGAGCAGCACUGGAGUGGUCAGCAGAAUAUUGCCACUGCUGCUCCAAGCUGGCUGCCUAGCUGAUAACCGAGCUCUGCACAUGGCGUCGGUGCUCUACAGUGCUGGCCUGGGAGUCGAGGAACAGCCCAAUAAGGCCUGGCUCCUGGCCCUGCUGGCAGCCCAGAAGGAUGAUAGAUUAUCCCUCCUGCGUCUCGGGCACCUGCACCACCAGGGUCUCCAUGGCCUCCCCACAGACACAGACCUGGCCAAUGCGUAUUAUGCAAACAUAGCUAAGCAGACAACACUAGACCAUCACAAUCCCACACCACAGCAGACAUUUGUUGAGGCUGUUUACCUAAACAAUGAUGAGGUGUUGAAUCAACAGACCAGUGAAGACCAUCAUGUCUUCCAAUGGCUUAAACUGCAGGCACGCAGGGGAGCAGCUGAAGCCGAGCAAACGGUUGCCCGCAUGCUGUUCUGGGGUCAGCAGGGAGUGUCUCCAGACAUCCAGAAGGCUGUGAGACACUACGAAAGAGGAGCGGUCCAGUGGGAGGACCCGGUGUCAAUGUAUGACUAUGGCAUAGUCCUACUACUGGGGCAUGGGGUUGAAAAGGACAUUCCGAAAGGUCUCACUUUCCUGAAGAAAGCAAUGGACCAGGACUUUGUUCCUGCGAUCAAUGCCUUGGCGUGGUACCAUGAGCACUUUCAACAAGACUACCAGCAGGCGGUGCAUCUGUGGGAGCAGGCUGAUCUCCUGAUGUCAUCAGACGCUGCUUUGAAUCUCGGUGUCAUGUACUCACAGGGCUUGUAUCCCGGAAAACCUGCUGACCAGUGUAUGGCCUAUCGGUACUAUCUGAAGUCUGCAGAGAGAGGGCACGUCAGGGGAGCGAUUCAGCUCGCCAGCAUCUGGACCACUGGGAUACCUGGAUGCGUCAAAAGACGUCCAUCAGAUGCCCUUUUGUGGGUAAAGUGGGCAGCUGAGCACAAUGGAUACCUGGGAAGCAUCCUGCGGAAGGCCUUGGAUUCAUAUCUCAAAAGUGACAUGUUCAGCUCACUGUUAUAUUAUAUGAUGGCUGCUGAGUCUGGGUACUCACCUGCCCAAUUCAAUGUGGCAUAUCUUUGCGAACAAAAUAUGCUAGGUUUUCUGGAUCCUUCUUUUGCAUCAAACUGUAUGUGGAGAUAUUACAACCUUACACUCCAAAGUCAAAAUCCUGACACUUAUGCAUUGAUUAAGAUGGGUGACCUGUUGUAUGAGGGGCGACGUGACGGUCAGAAAGACUUGUUUUCCGCAGCAGCCAUGUACACUCUGGCAGCUGUGAAGAACGAGCCACAGGGAUGGUACAACCUUGGCCUCCUUGCUGAGGAGGGUUACAGGCUGCCGCUGUCAGUAUUGAUUGACCUUGGCCUUUCAGAGCUGUACCUGGCAGACAACAGUGUGCUCCUAAGCACCUUGUACAAAAGAUGCAGAGACUCAGAGGAUACAGAUUCAUACUUGCCUUGCAGCCUUGCCCUCUUCAAUGUGUAUCUUCGAUCGUUCCAAAAAGACUAUAGUGCUGCUAUUAAGUUCUCCACUGCUGUCGCCGUGGUUGCAGCUCCAACGAUAUUCUUUAUCCUCCUUGGUGUGUUCAGGAGACAUGUCCUGUCUCCCAGCUAG
Molecule: messenger RNA, 3102 nt
Organism: Anoplopoma fimbria (sablefish)
Lineage: Eukaryota; Metazoa; Chordata; Actinopteri; Perciformes; Anoplopomatidae
Product: protein sel-1 homolog 3
Molecular function (GO): protein binding
Source: RefSeq, a predicted model, not a curated record